AUGGCAUCCUUGGCUUCUUUAAAGCGGGCGCAUGCCCCUCUCCGCAAAGCGCUGAGCGCAACUCCCACCCUCCGAACUUUCGCCACUGUACCUCCCAGCGGCAGCGAGCCUGCCAAACCUCAAAGAAAGAGUUAUUUCAAGGAUACAACAGUCUCCGACUUCAACGACUUCCUUGGUACCUCUUCUCCCGCCCAACCACUGUCUGCAGCAGAGGCCUACUCUCUCAAGACCGCCGAAGUCGGCCCAGAGGGCAAAAAGCGAACGAUCACACGACUGCCAGAAUGGCUCAAGACGCCAAUCCCCGCCGGUAACGAUAACUUCAAGAGCAUCAAGAAGGAUCUGCGAGGAUUGGGACUGCACACUGUUUGCGAGGAGGCUCGAUGCCCCAACAUUUCAGAAUGCUGGGGUGGUUCCGAUAAGAACGCUGCGACAGCUACCAUCAUGCUGAUGGGAGAUACAUGCACCCGAGGAUGUCGUUUCUGCAGUGUCAAGACAAACCGAAACCCUGCUGCCUUGGAUCCUCACGAGCCCGAGAACACUGCAGAGGCAUUGGCUAGGUGGGGUCUGGGCUAUGUUGUGUUGACCAGCGUCGACCGUGACGAUCUGGCAGACGGUGGUGCGCACCACUUUGCCGAGACAAUUCGAAGAAUUAAGCAGAAGAAGCCUUCAUUGCUGGUUGAAGCUUUGACUGGUGACUUUCGUGGAGAUUUGGAUAUGGUCAAGGUUGUGGCCGAGAGUGGACUUGAUGUAUAUGCACACAAUGUUGAGACCGUCGAGGACCUCACUCCUUACGUGCGAGAUCGACGAGCUACUUUCCGACAAAGUUUGGCUGUCCUGAAGCACGUCAAGGAUGUUAUGGGCAAGGAUGGUCCCAUCACCAAGACCAGUCUGAUGCUUGGUCUCGGUGAGCAGGAGCGUGAGCUUAUGUCUGCGCUUGAGGAACUCCGAAAGGCAGAUGUGGACGUUGUCACAUUCGGUCAAUACAUGCGACCAACCAAGCGUCACCUCAAGGUAGAGAAGUACGUGACUCCUGAUGAGUUUGAGAUGUGGCGCAAGCGUGCUCUGGAUAUGGGUUUCUUGUACUGCGCUAGUGGCCCUCUUGUGCGCUCCUCGUACAAGGCUGGUGAGGCCUUUAUCGAGAACGUCCUUCGCAAGCGCUCUGGCGAGAAGGCCAUGGCCAGCGGCAACCUCGGCCAGACAGUCGCUCUCGACUCAACUCAAUCGUCGAUCUAA
Molecule: messenger RNA, 1233 nt
Organism: Fusarium pseudograminearum CS3096
Lineage: Eukaryota; Fungi; Ascomycota; Sordariomycetes; Hypocreales; Nectriaceae
Exons: 2
Coding region: 1-1233 (410 amino acids)
Biological process (GO): lipoate biosynthetic process
Cellular component (GO): mitochondrion
Molecular function (GO): 4 iron, 4 sulfur cluster binding; lipoate synthase activity
Source: RefSeq, a predicted model, not a curated record